CGUUCGUCACGGGGAGUGUCCGGCGAUGUAGCGUCGCGUCUGUAGUGCUACUCUCGUGCUUUCGUUUCGCACUUUUUAUUUCCACUCGUUCGAAGAGCUUAAUUCGCCAGUUUCAUCGUAUGAGUUAUAAAUGUCCUCAAGAUGUUUUAUUUACUAAGUGCCGCAGUGUUUUCCCUAGUCUUAUCACUGCCUAUACAUGCACAAAAUACUUUUUACGGAGAACAACUUUAUGAGUGUCCUCAGUAUUGGGUAAAAUUCCAAGAGUCAUGCUAUCGUUUUAUCAAGAGUCCGCUGAGACCACGAGAGGACGCUCGCAGGAAUUGCCAAGCAUUUGAAAGUGACCUGCUUGCCAUUAACACAGUGGAAGAGCAUGGGUUUAUAGUCCAUCAAUUGCUGUGGCAAGACCCGCAGCAUCGCAGAUGGUAUACCGGUAUAAAACUACAGAGUGGUAUAUGGGUGAACGAGGCUGACGGUACAUCCUUGAUAAACUUGGAUAAUACCUUCUUGCCCGAGCCCAAUGACAAUAUAAUAGGAAGGGACUACUUAGUAUACUCUUACAGUAACAAUCUCCAACGUUGGGGAUUGGAAAAGGUUAUGGGCAAAGAGGAGUUUUUAUAUAUUUGUGAAGCAUCUGUUACGACUCUUCGCAAUUUGAUAGAGGAUGAGCGUACUUAUCAAUAUGGUAUCGAGAUUGAUAAUCCCCUUCAAAUACCCAGAGGACCAUAUUUUAUUAAAAAACCUGUAACCAAAAUAUUUGACACAUUGAACAGACGGGUAAAUAAUAAUAUCCAAUUGAGCUGUCUAGCAGGAGGCUAUCCCACACCGACUUAUGAAUGGUUCAAGGAAGAAUAUGAAAAUGAUAGACUUAUUGCAACAAAAAUUGAUCCUCUUUUAAAUAGAAGAUAUACCGUGAGUGGUGGAACAUUGAUCAUCUAUGAGCCAGAACAGCAAAUGGAUCGUGGCUCAUACCACUGCAAGGUGUCCAACAAAUUUGGCACAAUUAUAUCUGAGAGUAUCAAACUCUUGUUUGGGUAUAUUCACGAGUUCAAUUUGAAACGUUCCGAAGAACAUGGUGAUAAUCAUUGGGGUAAAGUCGUGUAUUGCGAUCCACCGAAGCAUUUUCCUGAAGUGAAAUUCUAUUGGAAUCGCGAUUUCUUCCCUAAUUUCGUCGAAGAGGACAAGCGUGUGUUUGUCUCGAACGAUGGUGCUCUUUACUUCUCCGCGUUGGAAACGAUUGACCAAGGAACUUAUUCGUGCAAUGUUCAAAGCAUCGCAUCCAAUAUGGGACGAAACGGGCCGUUUUUCCCGUUGAAAGUGGAUACGCACUCCUCGUUUCAGCAAUUGAAGUUUCCCAACAAUUUCCCAAAAGUGUUUCCGGAGGCACCGAUAGCUGGAGAGGAAGUUAGGCUGGAAUGCAUCGCGUUUGGAUACCCUGUCCCAUCGUAUAACUGGACGAGAAGGGGCUCCGCUUUACCACGCAAAGUCCAAAUGAGGAGUUACAAUCGAGUGUUAAUAAUACCGCAAGUAAAUGUGGAGGACCAGGGCGAAUACGUUUGCCGCGUGAAUAACGACAGAUUGUCAAUCGAGAAUUCCGUUCAACUGACCAUACAAGCGCAGCCUAACUUCACCAUCCCGUUGACCGACAAAUACAUGGAUAACAGAGGGGAUCUGACUUGGACCUGCGAGGCCUUUGGCAUACCGGACGUCACCUAUACUUGGUUCAGAAACGGAGAACCCUUGGACAUGUUAACUCUACCGCCUCGAGACAGAGAUCGCUACACUAUACGGGAUAAUGUGUUAAAUAUAAAACAUCUCGACCCCGAGAGGGAUCCAGCUAUGUAUCAGUGUUGCGCGAAGAAUCAGCUGGAGACAACUUAUUCGUCGGCGCAACUGAGAGUAUUAUCAUUUAAACCGUCUUUCAAAAAGCGGCCUAUGGAAUCCGAGACGUAUGCGGCAGAAUCGGGUAACGUUACGAUCGUGUGCAAACCCGAGGCCGCGCCCAGGCCGACAUUCGUCUGGAAGAAAGAUGGAAACGUAAUCGGGUCGGGUGGUAGGCGAAGAAUUCUGGAAAUAGGCAACCUUAUCAUUAGUCCAGUGUCGAGAGAUGAUGAGGGGACCUACGUGUGUACGGCGACUAAUGAGUAUGGCAGCGACGAGACUCGUGGGCGGCUAAUUGUAUUAAGUAAACCGCAAUUUAUCGAAGAAUUGCCACCAAAGAUAGUCAUGUCCUACAAUCAGAAUCGGACUUUGCGAUGCUUGGGCCAUACAGAUGAGAUGUUGGAUGUGGCAUAUGUCUGGAAACAUAAUGGCAUGCGUAUUCGUAACAAAGACUUGUUCAGCAAUCCGCGAAUACAUAUCGAUGGCGAAUAUCUUGAUAUUAUAAACGCAACUUUCAGCGAGGCGGGCAAUUACGAAUGCGUUUUGAAAAGCGCCAUUGGUGAAAUAACUAGUAAGACCGAGCUGAUCGUGCAAGGCCCGCCAGGACCACCCGGUGGAGUACAGGUUAUGAACAUUGUGAAAACUAGCGUCGUGUUACGGUGGACUGACGGCGCGCUAAAUGGCAGACCGAUAACCAUGUAUGCAAUUCAGGGCCGAACGAGUUGGAAUCAUACAUGGGUUACUCUUGCAGAAAAUAUUAAAGCCAUCGAGACGGACAGGUACAACGGUCGUAAAGAAGCGCGCUUGGAAAACGUCUUGAACCCUUACUCUACGUACGAGUUCCGCGUGUUGGCUUUCAACGAGUACGGUUACGGGCAACCGUCGGCUGAGUCACCUCAGUACAGCACUCCUCCCGACAAGCCCAAUAAAGUACCGUCGAAUAUCAGCGGUGGUGGCGGAAAGAGCGGUGACCUUACGAUCACGUGGGACCUCCUCAGUCCGCCCGACCAGAACGGUCCUGGGAUUUAUUACAAGAUAUUUUGGCGUCGCAAGGGACACGAGAAGGAGUUCCGGUCGUCGUUGCUGGAGAAGUUCAGCACCGGCAUGAGUGUCGUGCGGAUCGAUCGGGAAUAUUUUUAUACCGAAUACGAAGUAAAGGUGCAAGCGAUCAAUUCGUUGGGCGAGGGUCCCAUUUCAGAAAUACAUACAGUAUACAGCGCGGAAGACAUGCCGCAAGUCGCGCCACAGUUGGUCGUUGCCGUCGGCUACAACAGCACCAGCUUGAACGUCAGCUGGUCGCCGAUCAACCAGACUCGUCACUACGUACGAGGCAAUUUGAUCGGCCACAGAAUCAAGUAUUGGAAGAAAGACUUCCCCGAAGAGGGUGCCGUCUACUACUUGUCGCGCACCACACGGCCUUGGGCACUGGUCGUCGGUUUGCAACCGGAUACUUAUUAUUACGUAAAGGUGAUGGCUUACAACACCGCCGGGGAGGGUCCGGAGAGCGAACGGUACCUGGAGAGAACGUAUCGCAAAGCGCCGCAGAAGCCGCCGUCCUCGGUGAACGUGUACGGCGUGAACCCGUCGACGGUAAGAGUCGUCUGGCGCUAUGUGCAACCCAGUUUAGAGGAGGAGCCACUGAUAGGGUACAAGAUUCGAGUAUGGGACCUGGAUCGCGAUAUGAGCACCGCGAACGACACUAUAAUACCCAGCGGUUCGAAGCUGGAAGCAGACAUCAAGGACCUGAGCCCGGGCAAGAUCUAUAACUUGCGAGUCCUCGCAUUCAGCAACGGCGGCGACGGCCGAAUGUCCAGUCCGACGCACACAUUCCAAAUGGGUGACACAGCCGCCUUUAGAAGCAACGCCGGAACCUUGUUUCUGAGUACAGCCCUCCUUGGGAUUUCUUUAUUAUUGUUAUCAGUUAUGUUGCGAGUUCUCAGCCGUUCUAUCCGCUCGUCGCAUCUGCUCAGGAGGAGCACGGAAGCUGUUUGCGUGUCGAGCACGAGGAACUUAAAUUUGCUGGAGUACCAGAGCAAGGAACUUCUGCGUGAGUGCGGCGUAUCGGUACAAAACUUCGCCAUCGUCGAUGACUUAACCAAGACGAAUUCCGCUCUGGAGAAGCUGCAUGAGGGUGAAUAUGUUAUUAAGGCCCAAGUCUUAGCUGGAGGUCGUGGUAAAGGCUGGUUCGACAAUGGAUUUAAAGGAGGUGUACACCUCACCAGAGAUCGCAAUGCUGUCUCAAAUUACGUAAAAAACAUGCUCGGCCAUCGGCUCAUUACUAAGCAGACCUCGAAGGAAGGCAUACCGGUGCAGAAAAUCAUGAUCGCCGAGUCGGUAGAUAUCGUGCGCGAAACUUACGUCUGUAUUCUCAUGGAUCGGGAAUACAACGGCCCGGUGCUGAUAGCAUCUCCCGCUGGCGGUAUGGAUAUCGAGACCGUGGCGGAAAAGAACCCUGAGCAGAUCAAAACCGUCCCGUUGGACAUCUAUUACGGGAUUGAUGACGAAAUAGCGAAGGAUGUAAGCGUCUUCCUGGGGUUUUCCGAUCCCGAUAUCCUCAAGAAAGCCAUGUACGAAUUGAAGAAUUUGUGGAAGCUGUUCGUGGACAUCGACGCUCUGCAAGUUGAGAUUAAUCCGUUCGUGGAGACGAAAGACAAGCAAGUGAUAGCAGUGGACGCGAAAAUCGCGUUCGACGACAAUGCUCAAUUCAGACAACAAAAUCUGUUCGCCCUGGAAGACGUUAGUGAGAAAGAUCCCCGUGAGGUGGACGCGUCGCGCUUCAACCUGAACUACAUCGGCAUGGAUGGCAACAUAGGAUGUUUGGUAAAUGGAGCUGGCUUAGCCAUGGCCACAAUGGAUAUCAUCAAGCUAAAUGGGGGAUCGCCUGCUAACUUUCUGGAUGUUGGCGGUAACGUAAGAGAGGACCAAGUUUUCCAGGCAUUUAGAAUACUCAGUGAAGAUCCAAAAGUCAAAGUUAUUUUCGUUAACGUCUUCGGAGGUAUCGUGAAUUGCGCAACAAUAGCGAAAGGAAUUAUUACGGCGUCGCGUAACUUAGGUCUUCAGAUACCUCUCAUAGUGAGACUAGAAGGCACUAACGUGACAGAAGCCAAAAAAGUUUUAGCCGAUUCGGGAUUACCCAUUCUCACGGCGAAUAACUUAGACGAAGCGGCAAAAAAAGCGGUAAAAUCUGUGAAAGCGUAAUCGUGUCGAUGGGAUGAUGCGCGUUGUCAACUUAUACUUAUUCAAGACUGGAAAACUUUAAUUUUAAUGUAAAGGAGCAAUAACUCCGUACAAAACACACGAUUCGUAAAGUGGGAGGUGGGAAUAUCAUAUAUACUAUUUUUAUAAGAUAUAAUCAAAUACUUCCGUGUUAAUCAGGGAAGCAUUAGCAUUUAUGCUAAUUUUUGACAUAAUAUUUGUUGUAUUUUUAUAAGAAUUUGUAUACAUUACGUUUUGCCAUCGGAUCCCGGCAUGAGAGUGCUUUGUUUUGUAGGUCUGUUCUGUUGUAUUUUGAAAGAUAUAGCAUGUCGAAUUCCGAAUUUGACCCACUUGUAAUAUUUCAUUAUAAUUUAUGUCGAUUAAUUUGUUACGCAGUUAAUUUUAACUCAUUCCCACAGAUCGCCGUUAAAUCCCAAACACAAAGAAUUGUAUCAUUCAAUUGCAGUGGCGGCAUCACUAAGUUAUCCUGUAUGUACAUGCUCCUUUAAUUUUGUAAAUACAUUUAUUUUUUUAGAUGAAUAUGGAACGAUUUAUAUUGGAAGAAGAAAAAAAUAAUAAAUGUAUAUUCUACUUUA
Molecule: messenger RNA, 5669 nt
Organism: Dinoponera quadriceps
Lineage: Eukaryota; Metazoa; Arthropoda; Insecta; Hymenoptera; Formicidae
Gene: ScsbetaG
Product: succinyl-CoA ligase [GDP-forming] subunit beta, mitochondrial
Exons: 15
Coding region: 142-5076 (1644 amino acids)
Biological process (GO): tricarboxylic acid cycle; succinyl-CoA metabolic process
Cellular component (GO): succinate-CoA ligase complex; mitochondrion
Molecular function (GO): ATP binding; protein binding; succinate-CoA ligase (GDP-forming) activity
Source: RefSeq, a predicted model, not a curated record